This is a messenger RNA of Labeo rohita (rohu), 1461 nucleotides long. Its product is annotated as CMRF35-like molecule 1. NCBI's taxonomy places the organism in Eukaryota, Metazoa, Chordata, Actinopteri, Cypriniformes, Cyprinidae. The coding region runs from base 368 to 1273 and encodes 301 amino acids. The record is from RefSeq and is a predicted model, not a curated record. The transcript has 5 exons.
UCUAUUUACAAUUCUCCAAAAAAAAAAAAAAAAAACAUAAGACCAUGCAUGGCAUACUUGAUAUGCAGAUUAAGCUUAAAAUGUCAAGAUAUUAUACAUGCGUGUGUAGUAAUGAAUUUUGUAAGACAAACAGGGAAGGGGAAGAAGAAGUUAAGAAUUGCCCCAUAUACAUGUCAGUACUGGAAAGAAAAACAUUUGUCAGUGUUUAACAGUUGUAUUUAGUCAAAAGUGCAGCAAACCCUCACCAUGUGGAGCUUUACUUUUCUCUGGUCCUGCAUGCAUAUCGGUGAGUUCAGGACUGUUGAGUGUGACACUCUGAUUUUCCACUUACCUAAUAUUUUGCAAUCAGCAGACAGUAUUUCUUAAUAUGGUAAAUGUGAUAAUCCUGCCUAAUGCUGUUUUGUUUUCAGUUGUGGUUGUUGCUCAAAUUUAUGGACACAGAGGCGAGCGUCUUGCAAUCAGAUGCCCUUAUAAAUCUGGAUAUGAAACAAAUUCUAAGUAUUUGUGUAAAGGAGAGUGUAACUUUGGAAAUAAAAACAUCAUGGUUGAAUCUGGAUCUCCAGCUAAAGACAUGAGAUUCUCUCUGACUGACAACAAAACAUCCAGAGUUUUCACCGUCACCAUCACUGAUCUGAGAACAGAGGAUGAAGGACAAUACUGGUGUGUUGUGAAGAGGAAAUAUAUUACUGAUGUAUAUUCAGAGAUUUUGUUGCUGGUUAAACAGGAUGAGAGGAUAACUGAAGUUCCACCCAUCAGUCUGUUUUCAAUAACAAACACACGUGUUUCAUCAGGUCCUUUGACUCAUCAACCCCUGUUACUGCACACAUCUUCUGACUCAAGUGCAUUUGUCAUCAUCAUCACAGCAGGAGGUUUGGUGUUGCUCCUGAUCUGUGCUGCAUUUCUUAUUGUGGCCGUACGGAAGAAAAAGACAUGUGGUCUGGUUUCCUUCUCUGCUGAAGUGCUUCAAGUGCUGGGAAGCAGUGGGGAAGAAAAUGCUUACGAAACAGGAAACCCAGCUGUCAUCUCAAACUCACGCACAGCUCAAAGUCAUGACGGUUCUUCUUCAAACGAAUUUCACAGAGCUGCAACCGCAGAAGCAGUCGACACAGACUUCGAUUAUGCCAGUGCUGCUGCUGGAGUUCGAACUGGUGUGAAUCCAGAUCAGAUCUACACAGAACUGAACACUAGUAGACACAGUAACAUUUAUCAGAGUCUCAUAGCUGAUUCUCAAGAAGUGUCCGUCUAUUACAGUAUUGAUCAAAUGAUGGAAUGAACACAGAAGCCUCAUAUACAAACAAUAAAGCUAACAGAAUCUUUAAUAAUCGUUUAGGUGUAAUAAAUGUUAAAAAGUGUAAAUAUUUGUGUAAAUAUGGCAUUUUAUCCUUUGUAAACUUAAGAUACAAAUAUGCUGUAAAAAGUGAUGUUUAUUAUGGACCAAAAUAAAAAAUGACCAUAGUUUGA